Molecule: messenger RNA, 3143 nt
Organism: Podospora pseudopauciseta
Lineage: Eukaryota; Fungi; Ascomycota; Sordariomycetes; Sordariales; Podosporaceae
Exons: 4
Coding region: 1814-2362 (182 amino acids)
Source: RefSeq, a predicted model, not a curated record
UGCAGGGACCCACAAAGCUGCCUCUCAAAUUCGGAUUCUACCCGAGUGCGUGGGAUCGGGUUAGGCAUGUUGGGGAUUAGUGUGGCAGAAGAGUUCGGACGAUGAGUGCAUAGUUCAUGGGGGCAAGGUUAUCCGGGUGCGUGGGAAGGACUGUGAGAGGUCGAUGCACGCUGCUGCAGGUCGACCAGAGGGCCCUGAAAAGCUGACAAGCAGCCUUCUUUGUGGACUUGGCGAGAAAGUCGUCUCCCGCUUGGCGGAUGGGAGGAGGGGUCGUGGAUCCCCUCCAAGGCUGCUUCAAGCCUCUCAAGCCUCUCUCAACGGCGCCGCCUGCCGUUCGUCCCGCCCUCACACCGCAAAACAGCGUCAUCACCAGUCCGAGACACUUCGAGAAAGUCCAAAAACGGUUAUCCAAGGAAGACAGUCCCUCCCACUUGCUCACAUUUGGCCCUGGAAUCGAAUGACAAAACUGCACCAUUGAUGUUUUUUGCUUCUUCAGCUUGGUUCGGCAACGGUGUUGGGAGUUGUUGGGCAACACGGCUAGGAAGGCCAUUGGCUGCCGAAGUCUUGAGCCACAGCAAGCUGCCUCCACGGAGAGUUCUGGCCGUUCUGGCCAUCACCGGGGAGGCCCGAAAGCGGUUUAGCCCAUCUACUGUGGCGUCGCUGAAUACUCGUUAGAACUGCCGUUUCGGGGACCCCCCUGUCAACAUCACGGUGCACAAACCAUCCAAAGCCACCAGGACAGGGCCCGAGAGGCUCUUUUUGUCCCAUAUCGAACCCUUCAAGGCAUUUCCACAGCCUUUGGCCGUGAGAUGCCGCCCAAACGAUAGGAGGCUGCAUUGGACCUGCAGCUCUUGUCCAGCCUGACCAGGGCCCGUCUGAAAUCACACCGUUGCAGCCGUGUGCCGCCGUCAUUCUGCUGCCUUCAUCGUCCCUCUCCAGCCUCUCACAUCUCAGGCCUUGCAGCGGUGGGGGAGGUGGAGGUUCAAGGCCGUGCAUUCAUUCGGUAUUACGGACAAAGGGGGGUGUGGACUCACGGUACAACACUGCCCAGCUAGGUAGGGGCCUUAUCCCUACGAGGAAUGGAAUGCAAGGCACAUGGAUAGCAGGAAAUCGACGUAGCAUCUCGACACUCCACCUCCAUCAAACCUCUCCUCCACUAACAUGGCGAUGCAUCUCCCUCCUCGUGCGACAGGGCACCGGCCUGCAGGCUGGGCAUCAAGCGGCUGAUGAUCUAAUCUGUCCUCUCUGCGGGUAUAGACUUACCCAAGCCUUUGACGUAGUCAUGCUGUCGAAAUACUCCGGGACUUAGUCCCGGGUUUAUCGCGACAACGUGCAUGCUGCCAUCUCACUCACGCACUCACACACUCACACAUUGACCCCGUCCAAGAUACGUACCUCUAGGGGGAACUCUGAUUCGGAGUCCUCCUUGCGAUGUCUUUGGUCUUGAUCCCCUCAACGGUUUGAUAUCCACCAUGUCGAGACAUCUACAUAAAGUCAAUGGGGUUCGCCCCCAGUUGCCGUCGACUGGACACCACCAAGCCAUCAUCACCUUCACUCAGCGAUUGAGCGCCAAUCUCUUCUCUUUUCAGACUUGAUAUCUCUUGUGUCUUGCAUAGAGUGCAGCAUACUCCCAUCCUCCUGGCCUUCCUUGUUUUCCCAGCAUCAACCAUCUUUUUUUCUCACUCCUGCCUUGCUUUUCACCAAGUUCGAGAUAACGAGCAGUUCUUUCCAUCGAACUCAAUCAUUCCUUGACCCUGUAUAUUCACCCUUCUUCGACACUCGACUUUCAGUUCUCCAAAACCUGACCGCUACCAUGUCUGACGGACUCAACGAAUACCGCACCGCCCGCGUGGCCGAGUUGCUUUCCGACUUUCGCACUCUUCAGUAUUACAUUGCUGCUGCCCCGGUCAACCCUACCGACAUGGAUGACUACUACACGGAGGGAUGGGCAGCACUUCGCCAGUGCGCUCUUGAUGGCCAGCACAUUCUCAACUGCGCUGCCGACAUCACAGUCCCCCGCGCGAGUGGUGGUGCGGACGAGCAGGCCAAGGCCGAGCUUAAGCAAGUCCUCCUUGACGCCUACGCUCGCCGUCACGAAGGCCAAAAGAUCUAUCUCCGUCAGGCUGCUGUGCAGCGCUGGAUCGAAUGGCGGGAUCAGAUUCUUAUGGGUGGCAGGCCUCACUCUGGCAACCAGAGCCAACUCAGGGCCUGUGACCAACAACUGCGUGCUGAGCUCGCAAACAUCACCGACGAAGCCAUCUACUCGGAGCUUCAGGUCUCCGACAUGACCAUGGGCCGCUGGGUGGACGAAGACCCAAGCCUCCGCGCUGUGCAGCGGUGGGUUCGGACUCGGAGAGCUUAAUCCCUAAUUCACGACUUGUCACGACGACGACGACCUGAUCACAUCACGGUUCACGGCCGGUUCAACUCGACGAUCUUUUCACCAUGCCUCACGAAACCACGACCAUGAUCGGAGAAAAAAACUUAAUGUUUACACACAUUGAUACCCCGGGGGCCCCCUUCUUGCCAAAUUCUCCGUCGGCCAAAAAAGGGGGGCAACAACAACACGAUACGAUGCGAGUCAUCAACUACACAAAAAUAAUUAUCUCCUCUCUUCUUCUUCUCUUCUUUGCAUCAUGGGGGGAACGGUCAAUUUUCCUCUGAACAUUUUUCUUCUUUUUCUUUCGGGGCGACAUUUUUGAUGGAUUCUAGGUUUUGUUUGGGGUUUUUAAACCAUUGGAUUACAAGAUACCACGGGUCAGCACACGCAGGGAUACAGGUUUUAUUUUCCCCGUUUUGGAUUUAUUCUUCUUCUUUUGUCGUUUCGUUAUGGUUAUUAAAAAGUUCAACUGUACAUAUUUGUUGAAUGGUUUGGUACUGGCUCGGGGCUCUGUCUGGAACAGGAGCUUCUUGCGGGUGGGUUGGAUGGUCAUUCAUGCAUACACACAGCAUAUUUUGUCAGGGGACGUUAAAGGAUACCAAAAAAGGGGGGGCUGCCGGGAGCAGCGUAGGAAAAUAGUUGUUGAAUUGCAAAACAGUCUUGCAUUGAGUGGCUUCAAUAUGAUACGCUAAAUCUCUUCAACUGUGUAUAAUACAUGUACUCCAACUACCAUCAACGAAUCUAAACAUUCUUGCUCUGUACA